CCAGUUCUCUCCUCUAUCCUCUCCUUCCUCCGUCUGUGCUGGUCGGCGCUGAAGAAACUGCGCGAUGUCCGUUCCGGGGGUUGUCGGCCGCCACCAGCGGAGGCUUAUCUUACGACAUGGAAUGGGCGCCAUAUCCAGCUUAAAGCUUCCGUGGUUCUCAGAUGAUGUUGAAUAUGAUAUCGCUGAUCCGAGCACUCUCCUUCCGGUUGAUGAUCAGGACAUCAACAAUCUUCUUGCCUUUGAUAAAAGGACUAAGACCUGGGGGACGUUCUUGAGCCCAGAUGAAACUGUGAUGAACCGUUUCAAGACUGACAUACUUCCACUGCCAAGCUCAUAUCCUGAAGGUUGCAAUAACCACUUCAUGCAGUUGCUGAUUUUCCGCAAUCAGUACUGUGGGUGGCUCUCAACUUACAAGAUAAAAGAGGGCGCCGACAUGUAUGUAGCUGAUUCGAUGGCCACCUUCGAUGUUCAACCAAUCAUAAGUGAGAAUGCCAAGGUGCACAGGCCCUACAAGGAGAGUGACUUUGAAUAUUUUCGUGGUUGCAUCACGCCUUCAAUAGCUUCAUACCUUAGAACUAGCAUCAAAGAUUAUGAACGUGAAAAAGAAAUGGUCAAAGGUAUCCAGGGGGAUCUCUUCGUUGGUUACUGUAUGGUUACAAGGAAGAAAGUGAUGAUGAAGCGUAUGAAACUCCCCUUGUUCCACCCCAACGGAGAACCCAGGGAAGUUGUCUUCACCAAGAAUGUAGCAAGCCCUUUCAUCCGAAAAAUUCAUGCUGCUUGGAUUGAUGACAAGGGCAUUGCAUGGAUCGUGUUAGACCAUAUAAAGAUGACUCUUUGGGAUUUCCUUGAGCAGAACAAAGAAUUUGAUAGCAGUAAGAGGCUUGCUAUAUUUAGGAGAAUUGGUAAUGCAGCGAAGUAUCUUCAUGGAGAAAAUGUUGUCUACGUUGACUUGGACCUAGGCAAUGUUUUGGUCACUGAAGAUCAUGAGGCUCUUCUUGCAGAUCUAGGAUCAUGUGUUCUCCUGGAAGACAAGCAGUGCCAACCUUCUGCUUUUCAAUCAUGGAAUUGGUUAUACCAAGCUCCUGAGCUCAAGAAUCACAGAGUUCACGAUGAGAAGGUUGACUCCUGGGGGCUGGGAUGGCAUUAUUUUGUUGACAUGACUUCCCGCUACUUCACAGAAGAUGAGUGGAAGACAAGGAAUGAUGACUUUGACACGCUGAUUACCUCACCAAAGUGGAAAAAAGACCGCUUAGCUGCAUGGAAUGAAUCUAAGCUUUCAAAGGAUUUUGAGGGGAACACAGAUGUGCUGUUUAGCAUGAUCGAGACUGAUUCUGUUCGGAGAGCUGGGAUCCAGGAGAUACUGAAGAAAGCUUGAAGAAUAAGAUAGUGUUGAAGAUCAGGACUGACAGUUCUGCAGGAGAGGAAAGGUGGGGGAAGUCUAAUUUGCAGGAAGUAGCUCAUAUGUUCUACUUUUUUGGUUGAUGUCCCGUUACCCAGAAGCUGCAAUUGCUUUUAAAAUGUAAUUGCUAUAACUUUUGGAGUAAAAGGCCUUGUAAGUUUGGCUGUAAGGCUGCAAUUGCUUAAGUGCUGAACUAAAAGACCUUGUAAGUUUGGCUACAAGGCCGUAGCUAGGUUUCACAAUGUGGGGUUUCUGUCUAUUCUCAGUCAUAUUAUCUGAAUUCGCAUUUGAUGUUUGUCAGUUGCACUCAAACGCCCAUAUCAUUGGCUAAGUUGUAAGGGCCACAUGGCAAUUUAGAGGUUUUCGAGGUUAAAAUCCUGAUAUAAAUAUUUUA
Molecule: messenger RNA, 1793 nt
Organism: Lolium rigidum
Lineage: Eukaryota; Viridiplantae; Streptophyta; Magnoliopsida; Poales; Poaceae
Product: developmentally-regulated protein kinase 1-like
Exons: 11
Coding region: 65-1375 (436 amino acids)
Biological process (GO): mitotic DNA damage checkpoint signaling; protein phosphorylation
Cellular component (GO): cytoplasm; nucleus
Molecular function (GO): ATP binding; protein serine/threonine kinase activity
Source: RefSeq, a predicted model, not a curated record